Molecule: messenger RNA, 1653 nt
Organism: Hyaloscypha bicolor E
Lineage: Eukaryota; Fungi; Ascomycota; Leotiomycetes; Helotiales; Hyaloscyphaceae
Exons: 6
Coding region: 1-1395 (464 amino acids)
Source: RefSeq, a predicted model, not a curated record
AUGGUUGGCUUGGGAGAAAACAGCUUGGUGGAGUUGAUGAAUCAAAGAAAAAAGGAAUAUUUCAGCGUCGUGAAUCAUGAAUUGGUCAUACCGGCGAGAGAAUAUAUAUAUGAGCAAACUCCUGCUGCGAGAUUGAUUUUUUUUACCAAUGUCUCUCUUCACCUCCAAAAGAAGACCAAACAACAUUUGAUACGGCCCUCAAAUCCAUCGGAAAUUAUUAACGAGGAUUCUCACGUUCAAAUCGGAGUUCGACUCGUCAUCGCAAUGUGUAUACAGAGACACAUAGUUUUCACCCGCUGUGCCUGCACCCCAGUCCUCAUCAUCAAAUGCUCUGCACAAGAAUUCGUCGAGGAGCAAGUUACCAGGAGCAAGCGAAAGCCACCGCUGAUAUACAAAUACUGUGUCAAUUUCAUGAUUGCUAGAGACCUGUGGACUGGAUGUUGUAAGAGGAAGGCGGAGGGGCUUUUCAUGAUUCUCAGCGAACUUGGUGGACGAGGGUGGAAACUACCCAACUUGUACUUAUACCAACAUCCAUCCCACUUGGGAAACAACUCAGCAACCUCACCAAUUAUCAAAAAUGUGCAUCCAAACGGUCAUAACCUUCACCUCAUGCCCAUGUCGCAUGACACGCAAGAACACGAAUGGCAUCACCUGGAAUCAGCGCCUGACUACAGGGCCUGUCCCGAUCUGAAAACGGAAGAAGAAGUUGAUGAAAAUAUGUGCACACAAACCCUGAUAAUCUUCGCUUGCUGCCCAUGCCGAAAGACAAGGAUAAGCACCUGCACCAGCAUGCAAGACGAAGAAUACCGCGCCUGGCGACACUUCCAGUCGAUUCCAGACUAUCGAGAUUGUAAAGGCCUGGAGACUCUCGAGGAUUUCAAUGAAGGAUGUUGCGAAAUGGCACCCAGAGGGGCAUGUCCUUACGCUGGCGGAAAUCGAUUUGACACUCCAAAGGUCCCACGGCCGAGAGAAGACAAGCUAGGUAUAUAUCCAGAAACUCAGAACAAUCUCUGGCGCACAGUCUCCGAGCCGCGAAAAUUGCACCACAAAUCACUUGCACUUGCCAAGAUUCCGAGUCGCCUCAGGAGCUCUUCGUUCGGCAGCUCCUCCUUCCUGCGACGAGAUGGAGCGAGAGAUGGUGCCAAUAUUGGUGGCAAUCACGUUCUGGCUGGAAGCUCCUUCGUUUUACAGAGGAACCUGAACUACAGCCAGCUCUUUGAAUUGCAUUUGAGAAGCACGUUGAAGACGGGUAUUGGUCAUUUGCAAGGAAUGAAGAAUCCUCUCGAGCUGGAACGACCACUUCGGAAGCUCGAAGAUAUCAAACCCUUUCUCCUACAGCAACAAGAUUCCAAUGUAGGCACGAGAGAACGGGAAACCUAUUUGCCAGAGGAUUGAAUCGUGGAAGGGAAGUUGGAGUUGGCAGGAUGGGUGCGAUGACUAACCUUCUGGAGGCAUGCGGGGGGGUAUCAAUGUAACCACAACUUGUGGGGGUAGUUUUUUUUUGGGUUGGGUGUGACGCUGUCAGGACAGCUAGUUGGUGGAGGGAUGAGGACAGGUAAGUUGCAUUUGAAUUGAUAAGCUAGGUAUCACAGCGCGAUAAAGAAUUCUCUAAGAGUCAAGAUAUACAUGCACGUGAGUGGGAUUGUAUUGUGU